Messenger RNA from Solanum lycopersicum (tomato), 2074 nucleotides. Its product is annotated as RNA pseudouridine synthase 6, chloroplastic. Gene Ontology annotation, biological process: enzyme-directed rRNA pseudouridine synthesis. Gene Ontology annotation, molecular function: RNA binding; pseudouridine synthase activity. The record is from RefSeq and is a predicted model, not a curated record. NCBI's taxonomy places the organism in Eukaryota, Viridiplantae, Streptophyta, Magnoliopsida, Solanales, Solanaceae.
GCCUUAAACCCUCUUAGAACCCCAAAAGACGAUGGCUUUUGCCAGUGGCAGUUUCACUCCAAUCGUGACCAAUAGUUUGAUUGCUUCUCGUUUAUGGACCCCAAAUUGGAGAAAUGGGUUUUUUUCCCCUUUCAAUAUGGUGCACACAUUUGCCUCAUCUCGUAGCCGCCUGCUCAAGAACAAGAAUCACUACAAAAGAUUGGCCCUUUCAUCCUGCAGUAAAAGCUUCUGCUGUCAGUCCACUGCUUUGUCUGAUAUCAAUUCAACUUCUCACACUGUUUCUUCAAAUGGCCACCUUAGAUAUGGACGCUUGAUGCCAUGCCCUUUGCAGAACAGCCCACCUAGGGUUGAGCAUCUUGUCGUCACAAAAGAAGGACCUGUUGUAGAAUAUAUUUGUAAAGCUUUGGACCUCCCUCCAUUAUAUGUGGAAGACCUUAUACAGUUCGGAGCUGUGUAUUACGCACUUGUAUGUCCUAAGCCACCUCCGACUGCCAGUCCUGAGCAAAUUAAAGUGUAUGAAGAAGUUACAGAUCCAUCAGUUCUGAGAAAGAGAACUUCAAUCAAAGGGAAAACUGUACGUGAAGCUCAGAAAACUUUCAAAAUAACUCGUGCUGAUGAAAUUGUUGAAGCUGGAACGUAUUUGCGGGUGCAUGUACACCCUAAGCGCUUUCCAAGGUGCUAUGACAUUGACUGGAAAUCUCGUAUUAUUGCUGUAACCGACGACUAUGUGGUUCUGGAUAAACCUGCUGGUACAUCUGUAGGAGGAACUACAGAUAACAUUGAAGAAAGCUGUGCUACAUUUGCUACUCGAGCAUUAGGAUUUUCAGCUCCUCUGCUUACUACCCAUCAGAUUGACAAUUGCACUGAAGGAUGUGUUGUGCUGGCUCGGAGUAAGGAGUACUGUUCAGUAUUUCAUGGAAAAAUCAGGGAGAAGAAGGUCAGAAAGCUUUAUCUUGCUCUUGCUGCUGCUCCAGUUCCUAUCGGAAUACUUACACACUACAUGCGUCCUAUUAAUAUGGCCCCAAGACUUGUUUCUAGAGAUUUUGUGAAAGGAUGGUUGUUAUGCCAACUUGAGGUCUUAGAAUGCCAAAAGGUACCCUGGCCUAGUAGUGAAAUCCAGAGGACAUACAACCUUGAGGACUGUGGAUGGGCUUUGAAGGACUAUGCAUAUGAGUGUCAAAUCAACCUUCUAACUGGUCGGACUCAUCAGAUUCGAGCACAGUUAGCUGCAUGUAGUGCACCAGUGGUAGGUGACUCGAUGUAUAUGCCAGCUGCAAUUGCUGAAAUAGUCUGUCCUGGGAGUAAUCCAUUUGGGAAGAACAAAAAACUAUAUUCAAACGAAAAUGAUAAAUCACUUGCAAUAGACGAGUGGAUAGCACAACAUGGGAAGGAACCUAGUGUUGCUGUAGGUCUUCAGGCAUGCCAGAUCUCGUGGGACGAUGGCCAGCACUGUUAUGGUGCCAGAAUGCCCUGGUGGAGGUAGAUAAAGCUUGUGGCUAAUGUUUAAGCCUGGCUUCAUCAGAAUAAUGUGGCAGGCCUGACAAAUUCUUCUGCACAAGCUUUGUGUUGUAUGGUACCUCAGCUGGUGAUAGAAAGAGGAAGCUGGUCAUGAUGUCAGCAAGACAUCAUAUACUUAACUUAAAGAUGAUAGUCACUUCUUUAUGUAUCGACAGCAACUGCCUGUGCUGGGAUCAUAUUAUGAGCUUCAAGGAGAAGGCUCACUUACUGAUCUACCUUGUGUAGUUGUGGAGUAGUCUUGAACUAUGAAAAGGUGGGUAAUAUACCAGGAUGUUGAUGAGGAAUUCACGGACACAUUUCGGUCAUUUGAAGGUACCCCAUACCUUAUCCUACUCUCGGAGUUUCUAAAGCAAUGGUCUGCAGAUAAGGUAGUCUUCCCUUGACCAAGGAUCUUAUUGUAGUAGUAGAGCAUGUCUUCAGGGUCUCAUUUUGAGGAAUGUAAAUACAAUGUGCUGUCAUAAAUAGCAUUUUUGGCUGAUGUUGUAACACUAAUUUCGUGAAGACAAUGGAAAAAAUAGUGGCAGUGAGUUUGUUAUAAUAGUCCAUGCUUCUUGAA